CUCACAAUUCUUUUUAAUAGUCGGACACAAAAUGAAGGUCAUCCAAAAUGGUUUGUUCUGGGUGUUGGACAAGUCAUAAAAGGGUUGGAUAUUGCUAUGAUGAAUAUGUGUCCUGGAGAAAAACGGAAAGUGAUCAUUCCUCCGUCGUUAGCAUAUGGACAGCAAGGAUAUGCACAGGGCAAGAUUCCACCCAAUGCAACACUGAUCUUUGAGAUUGAACUUUAUGCGGUAAAUAAGGGACCUCGCAGUGUUGAAGCAUUUAAUCAAAUAGACAAGGACAGUGACAAAAAGCUCUCUGCACUUGAGAUAAGCCAGUAUUUGAAAGAAGAAUUUGCAAGAGAUGGCAAAGAACGUCAUCCCUCAGUCCAUGAUGAAAUCUUAGCUGAUAUAUUUAAGAAGAAUGACCAUGAUGGAGAUGGUUUUAUAUCAGCGAAGGAGUACAAUGUCUACCAGCAUGAUGAACUCUAA
Messenger RNA from Chaetura pelagica (chimney swift), 468 nucleotides. It is a transcript of the gene FKBP7, whose product is annotated as FK506 binding protein 7. The transcript has 3 exons. Lineage: Eukaryota; Metazoa; Chordata; Aves; Apodiformes; Apodidae. Gene Ontology annotation, molecular function: peptidyl-prolyl cis-trans isomerase activity; calcium ion binding. The annotation marks the transcript as partial. The record is from RefSeq and is a predicted model, not a curated record.